CAUUUCCAACCACCCCUAUUUUUGUAUUUGGUCUGCCCCGAGCCUUCAGCUCAGAUCCCGGACCAGCAUGAGGAAGUGAAGGGCGGUGGUUGAGAAAAGCAGCAGCACCGGGCUAGCCGUCUACAACCGAACAGUUGUCAGGAAAAUAAAAAUCAGUCAAAAUGUCGAGCAAAAGGGCAAAGAAGACCACCAAGAAGCGCCCCCAGCGCGCCACCUCCAAUGUCUUCGCCAUGUUUGACCAGUCUCAAAUUCAGGAGUUCAAAGAGGCCUUCAACAUGAUCGACCAGAACCGCGAUGGCUUUGUGGACAAAGAGGACUUGCACGACAUGUUGGCAUCGCUGGGGAAAAAUCCCACAGAUGAUUAUUUGGAGGCCAUGAUGAACGAAGCUCCUGGACCCAUCAACUUCACCAUGUUCCUCACAAUGUUCGGGGAGAGACUCAACGGCACAGACCCUGAAGAUGUGAUCAGAAAUGCAUUUGCCUGCUUUGAUGAGGAGGGAACAGGCUACAUCCAAGAAGAUUACCUCAGAGAGCUGCUGACGACAAUGGGCGACCGGUUUACAGACGAGGAGGUGGACGAGCUGUUCAGGGAGGCUCCCAUUGACAAGAAGAACAACUUCAACUAUGUGGAGUUCACACGCAUCCUAAAGCACGGUGCCAAGGACAAAGACGAUUGAAGAGCCUCUGCUGUGCAUUCCUGCUCCUUCUCUCUCCACCUUCCGUCAGCUUGACCACCAGGCUGCGUUUCUCCAGUAAAACCCCCCUCAAGUCUAAAGAAAACCAAAGCAAUAACUAUCCACUGUAUCUGUUGAACGUUCACCAAACCUACAUUUGAUCAUCUCUAAAGCAGCCAGCUGUUUGCCAUGUAGAGAUGUGAGGUGGUGGGAUACCAUCGGAUAAGUCGUUGCUGUUCCUGCCAUCCGGUUGAUCUGAAUUUUUACAUUUUAUAAUAUAAACUUUUUAAAUAAAUCCCUUUAUCAACUUGUACUCUUCUGUUUACCUCCUAUAAAUGACAACUGAAGUAAAA
This is a messenger RNA of Synchiropus splendidus (mandarinfish), 1027 nucleotides long. RefSeq names its product myosin, light chain 12, genome duplicate 1 (gene myl12.1). The transcript has 4 exons. The record is from RefSeq and is a predicted model, not a curated record. The coding region runs from base 162 to 677 and encodes 171 amino acids. Gene Ontology annotation, molecular function: calcium ion binding. Gene Ontology annotation, cellular component: cytoplasm. NCBI's taxonomy places the organism in Eukaryota, Metazoa, Chordata, Actinopteri, Syngnathiformes, Callionymidae.